This is a messenger RNA of Helianthus annuus (common sunflower), 1982 nucleotides long. RefSeq lists its product as uncharacterized. The transcript has 3 exons. The record is from RefSeq and is a predicted model, not a curated record. Bases 142 to 1818 code for a protein of 558 amino acids. Lineage: Eukaryota; Viridiplantae; Streptophyta; Magnoliopsida; Asterales; Asteraceae.
UAUCCCAUAAUCACCAACAUAAAACCUCAAAACCCCACAAUGCCGGUCCAAAACUAACCCCAAAGCAGCACCGAGAUCACUAAUGAUUCGAUUAUUCACUCGAUUCCCACAAUCACCAACACAAAACCUCAAAACCCCAAAAUGCCGGUCCAAGACCAACCCCAAAGCAGCACCGAGAUCACUAAUGACUCGAUUAUUCACUCGAUUAUCAAUGCCAAUGCCAAUGCCAAUGCCACUCUCUCACCGUUAUCAACCACAAAAAUCCCGAGAGUUCCAGAUCUGUUGAAAGAGACACACGACUAUGAGAAAUACUUUGUUCCAAAGGUUGUCUCCAUUGGUCCCUACCAUCAUGGGAACAAGAAACUCGAGUUUGUUGAGAAACUCAAGCCUGCUUACACAAUGAAGCUCCUUAAAGAUAACAAGGAGACGCUAAGAAGAUUGUACGAAAAGCUUGGUGAACCGAAAAGGGUCGAAAAUUUAAGAAGCUUCUAUGAAGAAAAGUGGACAACCAUGUAUUGCGAUAAGCUCUUCACGAAGAUGAUGUUGCUGGAUUCUUGUUUUAUUUUGUAUUACAUUCAAUACAUUUUUAGCGAUAAUCCAGAAUAUUGUGGCGAGUUAAAAAGCCACCAGAUUGCCUUUGUUCAUCGAGAUUUGUUCCUGUUGGAGAACCAAAUUCCUUUAGAAGUUCUAAGGGAGGUGAUGGAGAUAAUUAAAAACGAUUGUAUGGGUAAGAUUAUACUGUUCAUCGAAGGCACUAUUUUGGCACCUAAGAGGCCGGAAAGAGGGUGGUUAGAUUCACUACUUUGUAUCCGAAAUAAUCAAAGUGGUCGAAACGAAUCUGAUCAGAAGGAGUUAAUGUACAUGGAAUCCAAUCAUCUUCUCCAUCUUCUUCAUCGUAGUCUUACUAAAACGUCUCAGGCAUCCAGGCGGAGAUGUAGAAACUCCUGUAGCCAAUGGCAAGUGCAGUGCGUGGAAGACAUAAGAAACACCUGUAGCUCCUGUAGCCAAUGGCUAGUGCGUUGGGUGGAAAACACAAGAAACUCCUGCAGCCAAUGGCUAGUGUGGCGGUGGGUGGAAAAUAUAAGAUUCUCCUGCACCAAAGUGGAACAGCGGUCGGUGCAAACUAGAAGAGUACCUGAUUAUGAAAGCUCCCUUGGACUAUCCCCACAAAAGAAAUCAGGUCGGAGAGAAAGCAAAUACAAUGAUAAGAGGUACACUUUUCGCAAUGUUUUAGAGCUAGUGGAUGUGGGGAUCCAUUUCAAGCCAAGUGACAGCAAGUCGUUGGCUCACAUUAAGUUCUCUAAAGGCUGGUGGGGGUUUUCAGUGAAGGUGGAACUCCCUCCAAUAGUCGUGGAUGAUAUCACCAAGCCUAUGUUAUUAAACCUGAUAGCCUAUGAAAUGUGCUAUCUUAAUGCAUAUGAAGCAUGGGUUACAUCUUAUACAUGUCUUCUUGAUACUCUGAUUGACAACGGUGAGGAUGUUAAGGCUCUUAGAAAAGCUGGGGUGCUUGAAAACUCAUUAGGGAGCGAUGAAGAAGUCGCGAAAUUGUUCAAUGAAAUAGGCACUAAUUUAGUUCCAUAUAAAUCCGCAUAUUUGAAUGCAAAGAGAGAAAUACAAAAGCAUUAUGAAAGUUGGAGGAACACACUUUUCUCCCAACUAAAGAAAGAAUAUGUGAAGAGCCCAUGGGCGUUUUUUGCACUUCUUGGAGCAUUGAUAGCUCUCCUUCUUAGUGGUUUUCAAACUUAUUUCACAGUUUGGAGUCCAAAAAGCACAUGUGAUGACCUCUGCAUGUUUUUUAAGAGUAACCAUCACUUAUAAGAGUCCCCAACUAGACGGUUCUUUUGUAUCUUUUGGAGUCUGAUUCGAGUAUUGCAAGUCCUAUUUAUGUUUUGUUUUUUUAUGAGAACAUAUUUGUUCAAUAGCAACCAUGAGGUCACCUAUGUUGCUAUUCUGAAAUAAAAGUAGGCUAUAUAUGUUUGUGA